UCUGGUAACUGAACUCUAUCUAAAAGGUUUCUCCUGGCUUGCUCUCGGGUUUUCCGCUGAUUUUCCCAAAAAUGACGGCGUCUUGCGCGCCUCGCCGCGCGCCUUGCCAGGCACCUCCCGGCCGCCCAGAGAGUCCCCCUUUUCCUUGGUGCUGCGGCGGGAUUCUUUUGCUGUCUUUAGUGCUCCCGUUGCCCAUAUUCUCCGGUCCCUGUAUUGACCCACCAGUAAUGGAGAGUAUGAAGCUCAAGGGUGUCAUUAAACGCCAUUAUUAUUCUGGGGACAGAAUAAACUAUGAGUGUCGCAUAGGAUACUUUUAUGUGUGGCCUUAUCUCCUCUCAUCUACUUGUGAGCCUAAUGGCUCAUGGAGCCCUAUUGAAGAAGCAUGUUUAAGAAAAUCAUGUCCAAAUCCAGAAAUAAAGCAUGGUGAAGUAUAUGCCCCAAAUAAAACCUUUGAGUUUGAAUCAGAAGCUCACAUUUCUUGUAAUGAGGGUUAUUACUUAAGAGGAAAAAGCAUUCUAACUUGUAACCGUAUUGGAGGGAAUGUGCAUUGGAGUGAUAAGAUACCACAUUGUGAAAAGAUUUUUUGUGGACGACCUCCAGAAAUAAAACAUGGAAAACACACCAAUAGCUACAGGAAUAUAUUUGAAUAUAAUGAAUUAGUAACUUAUAGUUGUAAUCCUUCAAAUGGAUCAGAUGAAUAUUCGCUUGUUGGAGAGAGACAGCUUAUUUGUUCUGGACCUGGCAAAUGGAGUAGUGCUGCUCCUCUGUGUAAAGUGGUCAAAUGUGAACGUCCAGUACUCGAACAUGGAAUAAUGGUAUCAGGAAGUAGAAAAAAAUUUUCUUACCAAGCAGUGGUGAUAUUUGAAUGCCUCCAGGGUUUUUACCUUAAUGGCAGCAACCUAGUGUUCUGUGGUGGUAAUAAUACUUGGGAGCCUGAGAUGCCAAAGUGUAUUAAAGGUUACAAGCCUACUCAUCCAACCAAGACUCCACUUGCAAAAUAUCCAGGAUAUCCCAAUCCCAGCAAUGAAAUACUAUCACUUGAUGACUUUGAGGAUUUAGAUACAGGAAUCAUUGCUCUGAUUAUUCUUACUGCAAUUGUUGCUGUUGUAGUAGUUUGUACCUGCUUAUACAGAUGUCUUCACAGUGAGAGGAAAGAGGAGAAGGAUAUGAAAAAGAAGGAGAAGAAAGAGAAGAAGGAAAAGGAGAAAAAGGAAAACAAGAAGAAGGAGAAGGAGAAGAGAAGAAGAUGAAAGAGAAAAAGGAAGUUGGUGCCGGACCCACCACUCACCAGAAAAAAACAACCAGUCGAUCAGUGCAGAAGCACUAAUUAUUUUCCACAAACCCAUGUGUCAGUUUAUCUUUUGAUUCUAUUAAUAUGUUAAGAUCUACAGUAAAUUCAUACAGCAACUAUGGAAAACAGUAUACAUGUUACUCAAAAAAUUAAAAAUAGUGCCACCGGGGCUUCCCUGGUGGUGCAGUGGUUGAGAGUCCGCCUGCCAAUGCAGGGGACAUGGGAUCAUGCCCCGGUCCGGGAAGAUCCCACAUGCCACAGAGCGGCUGGGCCCGUGAGCCAUGGCCGCUGAGCCUGCACGUCCGGAGCCUAUGCUCCGCAACGGGAGAGGCCACAACAGUGAGAGGCCUGCGUACCGCAAAAAAAAAAAAUAAUAAUAGUGCCACCAUAUGAUUCAGCAAUUCCACAAUAGGUAUAUAUCCGAAGGAAACGAAAUCACCCUAUGAAGAGAUAACUGCACCUCCCUGUGUAUUGCAGCAUUAUUUACAACAACCACGACAUGGAAGGAACCUAAGUGUUCAGUGAUGGAUGAAUGGAUAAAGAAAAUGUGAGAUAUAUAUAGGUAUAUAUAUAUAUAUAUAUAUAUACACACACACACGCACACACAUACACACAAAUGUAUAUACAUACACAUAUACACACAUACAGUGGAAUACAAUUCAGCCAUGAAAAAGAAGGAAAUCCUGCCAUUUGCAACAACGCUUAUGGAACUUGAGGGCAUUAUGCUAAGUGAACAAGCCAUACAGAAAGAGACAAAUGCUGAAUGACCUCACUUAUAUAUGGAAUCCAAAAAUCCACACUCACAGAAAAAGAAAUCAGCUUUUUGGUUGCCAGAGGCAGGGGGUGGGGAUGAUGGGGGAAUUGGGUGAAGGGUGUCAAAAGGUACAAAAUUCCAGAUAUAAGAUAAAUGAAUAUUGGGAUAUAAUGUAAGGCGUAGUGACAAUAAUUAGUAAUUCUUUAUUGUAUACAGCUGACACUCUGUAUCUGAUGGUUCUGCAUCAGCAUCCCUGGAUACAGAGGGCCGCCUGUGCUCUGCCAUAUAAUAUAAAGGACUUGAGAAUUCAGAGUUUUAUUUGCAGGGGAAGGGGGUGGGAAUCUGGAACCAAUCCUCCUAGGAUAUCAAAGAAAACUGCAUUGGCAAAUUGCUAAGAGAGUAGGUCUUCAAAUUUCUGAUCAUGAAGAAGAAGAGGAAAACUUUUGGUAACUAUGAGAGGUGAUGGAUGUUAAGAAAUUUAUUGUGGUAAUCAUUUCACAAUGUAUACAUUAUCAACUCAUGCUGUACACCUUAAACCUAUACAGUGUUAUACAGGCAUACCUCAGUUUUCUUGUUCUUCACUUUGUUGCACUUUGCAGAUAUUGCAUUUUUUACAGAUUGAAGAUUUGUGGCAACCCUGCAUCAGCAAGUUUAUUGACGCCAUUUUUCCAACAGCAUUUGUUCAUUUCAGGUCUCUGUCACAUUUUGGUAAUUCUUGGAAUAACUCAAACUUUUAAAAUUAUUAUUCUAUGUGUACACUACUUCAGCCCUUAGUAAAAAGAAAAACACUGCACAUUUGGGAUUUGAACAAGUUUGACUUCCUUAACAAGAAUAUUACCAGAAAAUGUUCUUAGAGUAAUAGAAUGAAAUUCUAUUUUUAAAAAUUAUUUGUAACUUCCUGGUGAUUUAGAGACACUAUAAAGUUUGUCUGGCAUUUGUUCUUCACCCCUUUUAAUAACAAUUAACCAGUCUAAGAAAUCAAGAAGAAUUCGGCAUCAGUUGCAGUUGCAUGCUUCUGUACAAAGUUAGAGGACUUCUAACACCCACAGCAGGAAUGCCAGCUCAGGACAAAGUGAACACUGUGGCCUUGUAGUUUUCUUAAAAAGAAUUCCAUUCUUUAAGAGAGUUGGAGUCCACCCUAAAUUCUGGCUAUAGGUGGUUUUCUUUCCCCACUUGAAUAAAGAGAUGUCUUACUUUAAACAUGUCAUCUGAUUGUAGGCAGCUUAUAGGGAAUAAAUUCAUCAGAUAACCUCAAGUUGCAUCAGAAUCUGAGUCUUUGAGGGCUCCUCCCCUCAUCUGUAAAGGACAGAGUAAAAAUGAAGCCCCGUAUUUCAGAAAAGCAAACUUUGUGGAUUUGCUGUAAGUCAUGCAAAGGGAAAGAAAGAAGAAAGAGCUCAGUAGCACUUGACGCUCAGGUGGGACAGAUCCCAGCCCUCUUCUCUGUCCUCACACCACGCAGGGCCUCCUUCAAAUGAGCCAGGGGCCAAAGAGGAGGGACUGCUGCUCUAACUCAAAUUUACAUUUUUACAUGUUUUGCUUCACAAUUUUUUAGUUACUUUUUUCAGUUACAGCACAAAUUGGGCCAAAGAAACGUUGCCUUGAGAAGGAUAUGAAUGAGGAAUCAAGGGUGGACCAGAGUAAAUAUUCCUUUACUCCCUAAGGACAUGUUUGUAAAGCCCUGUAAGUGGUCUUUCUCUUUGUAAUCUCGGGCAAGGCACUUUAGGAAGAUAAUUCUGAACAGAAUAAAUUCAGGAGUUUUGAAAUAAAUGUUGAAGUUUUGCUGUACCCACUUUCACACGCUUUUCAAGAAUGCAGCACUUGCUUAGAAACAAGGGGUGGCUGUAAGUACUUAAUUUUUAGAAACCCUCAAGGAGGUAUUUUUCAACCAAAGAUUAUUAUGCUUACCAAAAUAAACUGACUUUCAUAGUAGUUUCAAAUUUAGUUUUUCCAAUUUAAUGUAUUUAUAUGUGAGAUUGAAAUAUGUGUGGAAAUAUAAAUUAUGUUCUCUUUGUCAAAUAUUAAUUUGCCAAUUACUUAAAUAUAUGGGGAAACCAUUUUUUCUCUAGAAAUGUUUGUUUAAAUGAGAGAGGGAAAAGUGUAUUUGAAUUUAAAGGUUUCUUAAAACUUCAAGAAUGUAUCCCCAGUGAAAUGAGAAGUCUCGUGUCUGUAUUGUUCAUUUUUCGUGAA
This is a messenger RNA of Globicephala melas (long-finned pilot whale), 4232 nucleotides long. RefSeq names its product membrane cofactor protein. Gene Ontology annotation, cellular component: cell surface. The record is from RefSeq and is a predicted model, not a curated record. Lineage: Eukaryota; Metazoa; Chordata; Mammalia; Artiodactyla; Delphinidae.